Molecule: messenger RNA, 2460 nt
Organism: Mauremys mutica (yellowpond turtle)
Lineage: Eukaryota; Metazoa; Chordata; Testudines; Geoemydidae
Product: ly6/PLAUR domain-containing protein 5-like
Exons: 7
Coding region: 743-1381 (212 amino acids)
Cellular component (GO): plasma membrane
Source: RefSeq, a predicted model, not a curated record
CCCCGGUCAGAAGGGGAAAGGGACGGGACCAGCCCUCCUGUGGACAAUGCUACAAACUCCCUCCUGGCCAGAGGCACCAAAUCCUCCCCCCUGGAAGGGGUUACGGAGCUCAGGGAACCUGGCUGGCCCCUGACCCAAAGUACCAAUAAGGGGGGGGGGGUUUGUGCGCUUUGUUUGGGAGCUGUUCGCUCUUGGGAUUAAGAGGGACCCGACAGCAGCCCAGGCUCUGCAGAUCUUUCUGCCCCAGUGUCGCAUGGGGCCAGGCCAGGCGGGUUAGUUUCACUUUGUUUUCUCGGCUUGGGAAUGUGGCUCGGCUGGAGGGGGGUUUCGCCCUGUUUUGCUGUGAGGCUGGAGGGCUCCUCUGGGCUCUGUGACUCUGACCCCCCUGGACAGUUAUUUCCAGCCUGAUUUCACAGAGAUGAUUUUUACCUUUUUCUUUCAUUAAAAUUCGCCUCUUAAGAACCUCAUGGAUUUUGCAAUGUCUUAGAUCCAAGGGGUUUGGAUCUGUGUGGUCACCAGGACUCACUGGCGAGGGGAUACUCUCAAGCCUACCCAGGAAAAGGGGGCAGAAACAAUCAAAGAACCAGGCCGAGACCAGACAGCCAAACCACAGGGAAGUGGGGAGGAUACAGAUCAAACACUGCAGCAAUGAGGAUUUCACACCCCAGCUACUGAGACGUGGUUUCUUGCCAGACAGCAGCUACCAAGCGACGUUUUCUAACACUGACGAGUGUCCAAGAAAAUGCAGCCCAGUGAUUCCAGGCAGGUCCUGAAGGGGGCGCUGCUCUGCUCCCUGCUCGCAGCUCUGCUGCUCCAAGUGGCCGUCGGGCUGGAGUGCUACAGCUACAGGGGCACCUUCACGGGCAGCUUCUCCCUGGGUGAGGUGCCCAAGGUUACCUGCGGGCCGGCGCAGAACGUCUGUGCCGAGGGGCUGAUCGUCUUGAGCAUCGGGGGCCCGCGGAUGCUGGUGGUGAUGAAGAAGGGCUGCCACACGGCGCCGUCUCGGGACCUCUCCGGCAUCAGCGAGGGGCCGUAUCUCCCCAACUACUAUCACACCCGCUUCUGCAACGCCAGCCUCUGUAACCACCGGUACCGGGACAACAGCCGCGUCCCGGCCUUUCCCACAGCGCCCCCAGACAACACCUCCAGAAGCCUCCUGUGCUACACCUGCAUUGGGACCAGCCCGGAGAGCUGCUCCCCGCGCCGCGCCCAGCAGAGCCAGUGCCAUGCCGACACCCCGCUGUGCUACGAGGGGACAGGCACGGCCACCAUCGGCUGUUAUUGGCUCUCUGCUAGACGGACCCGAUAUUUCGGGAACAGAGACAAGGAGCCUGCAUUAGCCAAGCGGACACGUCACUCAGAACCCCUCUGGUUCAGUUAAACCACGUGGAUUAACUACAAAGGAGCGAACUGAAGUGAUUAGAAGUGACCGCAGACAGAUCACAGCAGAUUACCCAGCAAACAAACCAACCACAACCUGGGGGUGAUCCUGGUGCUUGUGUAUUUCCUCAGUGAGCCAUCAACAGCGUUUGGCCUGUUUCCUGUUGUACCUGAAAGGCUGCUCGGGGGUGUUCCCACCCUCACGACAUGUCUCAGGAACACGCGCGUAGCCAAACUUCGUACCGCCCCGUACCAUGCGCGUACACGCAACUUACCAGGAGAGUAAUGUGCAACAGAUUCAGACUUCUAGAAUGAUACCUCGCAAAGCAGACUUUGUACGAGCCGUAGAAUUGUAUGACAGUGGUGAAUGUAGGGGUGUCGGGUGUCACAAGCCCAUCUACCCUGGUAUCCUGCUCUGUCCCUGCCCCCUGGAUCAGCCCCAUGGCCCGUCUACCCCAGUAUCCUGCCCCCUACCUUGCCCCCUGGAUCAGCCUCAUGGGCCCAUCUACCCUGGUAUCCUGCUCUGUCCCUGCCCCCUGGAUCAGCCCCAUGGCCCGUCUACCCCAGUAUCCUGCCCCCUCCCUGCCCCCCGGAUCAGCCCCCGCAGCCUCCCUGUCACAGUCCGCGAGUGGCCAGUGCCAGCAGUGUGUGGGUGGGGGCGGUAGGUGCUGGCGAUGGCGUGCAGCACCCUGGGGAAGCGCUGCCCCUUCUCUUCAAUGGUGAUGAGGUUCUGGAUGUAGGAGAACAUGGUACAGGUCUGCGGCUUCACGCAGGUCUACAGCAACCAUGGAGACCUUGGCAUCCCCUAGGGAGAGGGCUAGUACUGGGGAGAGAACCCAGGAGUCCUGGCUCCCAGACCCUCCUGCUCUAACCACUAGACACCACUCCUCCCCCAGACUGGAGAUAGAACCCAGGAGUCCUAGCUCCCAGCAACCUGUCCCAUCUGCCCGCCCGCUCUUGCUCUAACCACUGGCCUCCACUCCCUGCAGUGCAGCGCCCCCUGCUGAGCCCUUGUAGGGAUAUUAAAUAAGGUUUAUAUUAGACAUGGUUUAUAUAAAAAUGAUUUAUUGUUAGAAAUAA